Molecule: messenger RNA, 2598 nt
Organism: Vanderwaltozyma polyspora DSM 70294
Lineage: Eukaryota; Fungi; Ascomycota; Saccharomycetes; Saccharomycetales; Saccharomycetaceae
Gene: GPB1
Product: Gpb1p
Exons: 1
Coding region: 1-2598 (865 amino acids)
Cellular component (GO): cell cortex of cell tip
Molecular function (GO): protein binding
Source: RefSeq, a predicted model, not a curated record
AUGGAGGAACGAAAAUUGGAUUUAUCUCCUCUUGAUGUCGAUGAAGGUUACGAUAUUACACAAAGUGGUGUAAGUGAGAUUACUCAUACGUUGGAUAACGAGCUUGUUAUCGAUAUACAAAAUUCGAAAAAAAGGAGGCAUAUUCCUUAUAUGUCAAAUUAUUUUUCAGCUUUACAUAAUAAUUCUGAUAAGUUAACGAAGAAAAGGAUAAGCCUAACCAAUGAAUCAUUGUUGAAAAGAUAUUACGAGACCAGGAAAUCUGUUGCUUAUAAUUAUUAUAGGAAUAGUAGUAUUGUGAGUAGUUCUGAUUCUGCUGCUACUCAAAGCAACGAAAAGCUAACUAGUUUUUUUUCUACUGAAAAUAUCUUUGGUUUAUCAGAAGAUCAAAUUAAUUCAUAUACUUUAAUGAAUAACGUUGACUUGCAGUUCAAGGAUGUCAACAAGGAUAAUUAUGACAUGGAUAACAACAAUGAAAAUGAUACCGAGUCUAGUGAUCUAGGAUGCGAAGAACUGUUCAAUUCCGCUGCAUUAACAACGUAUUAUAACUAUUACCAAGGACUUCUAACUGUGGAUCCGAAAGAUUUGAACGUUAUGAAAGAUCAUCAUUUAUGGAUGCCAUCGUUAAGGAAGGACUACAGAUAUUUAUUAUUCCGCAAGGGGAAAUCUACAUUAGAUCCAUAUGCGUACAAAACAUGCCCAUUAUUUAUUGAGGGAACUGGUUACAUUCCAGAGCAAUAUGAUACCUAUGCUGGGAGCACAAUGAUUCCUGGCAUAUUUUCGGAAGUGAAAUUACCUUCAUUGGUUCAUCAUUGUUCUGUAGAAUGUGACGACCAAAUGUAUAUUUUAGGUGGAUUAAUGGCUUGUUAUAGGUACGAUGAAGAAGCUCCAAAUCUUAAUGAUUUUACAGUUAAAGGUGUUGACAACUUACCCCCACCUAUAAUCCCAGAUGUAAUAAAUAAUCCAGCAAUGGUAGACAACCCUCAUCUAUAUGUAUUAUCAUAUACGUCCAGUAGGUUGACAAGACCUCAAUUGUCAGGUAACAUCCCUCCACCAUUAUUAUGCAUGCAAGGUUCAAAAUUAACGGACCGUUAUAUAUUUUACUAUGGUGGGUUCGAACUUAAGACAAAGACACAUGUAGAUGAAAAUGGUAAAUAUCAUUUAGAAAAAUGUGUUUUCAUAAACAAUGCAGGCUACAUUCUGGAUACAUUAACUUUUCGAUUUACUAAGAUAGAUGUCAUGUCUCAACCUUAUAGUUUUAUUUCAUGUACAUCAUUAUCGGCAAGAUUUGGACAUUGCCAAGUAUCUCUAGGAAAUGAAGUAGUUAUAGAACCAAGUACUAAGACUGGCGAUGUUACAAAUACCAGUUACGACGAGUCGAAUGACCAAACUUCAAUAAGUGGAGUAAGUUCAGUAGGGAGUGAUUCUACUUCGAUUUUACGUUCUGCAUCGCCAAUGUUAGACCCAACAAAAUCACUAUCAAACAACACACACCAAUCAAAUGCCUUUUCAGUUUUAGUAUUUGGUGGAUAUACGUUAUCUAAUGGUGAUAAAUAUGAAGCAAUGGAUGAUAUGUGGAAAAUAGAAAUUCCUGUGGUAGCAAGAGGUAAGAUUGGUUAUUACAAAUUUGAUGAAUCUGCAAAUGCAUCAAUGAUUCCAAUUGAUAAUGCACCAGGAAAAUGGCCAUCAAAAAGAGGUUUUGCUGGAAGUUGUAUACCAUCUAUUCCGAUUCCUACUACAAUUAACUCCGAAGAGGAUAUUUUGAAGAAAUUAGAAAAUGAAUUCGAGAUUGAAUAUAAUGCAAUUAGAACUGAUAAAAACUCGUCUACAGCAUACUAUAAAGUUGACCAAAUGAUGAACGAUUCAGUAGACGAAAAAAAUGCUAAUGAAAGUUUUGUGUUUAUCAGACGUAAGGAAAUGAACAAUAGGAAUGAAAAUAUUGAUAUAGUUCCAAAGGAUAUACAGCCUAAUUUUUUCAAGCCUAUUCCUCCAAAAGAAGAAAAAGAAUCAAAGAAGACGCUGGUUCUUUAUGGUGGUUCAAAUUAUUAUGAUGUUUACGGUGAUAUGUGGUGGUUUGACUUGGAUGGAGAAAAAUGGGAAUGUGUUUCUGCCUUUGCAAAAACUGAAAAUAACGACGAGGGAAUGGUUCCUAUCGAGGUUCCAAAUGUCGGACAUUCUUUGUGCCCAAUUGGUUCCAUGCUUGUUUGUGUAGGAGGCUUAACUCCAGAAGAUGUUAACGAUCUUUAUCCUGAAUCUAGAGGUCCAGAUGACAAAUCUCAUGAAAGACAUUCAAAAGAAAAUGACUACGAAGCAGUGCCUGUAGGGUCUGCGUUGUUUACUAUAUUAGAUCUAGAUUCUCAGUGUCUAGAGGGUCAAAAAAUAAAGCAUUCCGAUGACGGAUAUUCACGUCCUGUUUAUACCAAGAUAACUGGAAGAGAAGAAAGUCAGUUAAUAAGAUCGAUAGGAAGUACUGCAAUACAAAUAAAUGGAACAAUUAUACUAGUUGGAGGUUUAGUAGCAGUCCAUGGGAAGUUAACGGAUUUGUACCUGAGAGGAACAGUAUUGCACAGUGUAAUGCCAUCAAUAAGUUUAUCGACUUGA